CUAACUAACAUUCACUGCCGAUAAAAAGUUGGUCCCGUUAUCGAGUCCCGCACAGACCGGACAGACACACCGAGCAUCUAACGCUUUUGGCGGAUCUGCCGUUUACAACUAGCCAGCCAACGACGUCCAUAUCUGCUAGCUAACAUGCUAGCUGCUUGGAGGGGGGGCGACUGUCUGGUGCUAGAAAACUUGGGCAAAGAAGGUAAAUAUCGCAAAAAGAACCGUCGUGCAACUAAUUUGUGUAAGCACGGACCAUUCUCAACUAAAAAAACAGUCAACCCGUUCGACACCACAGGCAGGAAUUUGGCGUAAACCUUAGCCAAUUAGCUCGGUUAUGUUACAAGCUGACUGCUAUAGACGCUAACCGAUGUUAGCCUGAGAGCUAGCCAGUUAGUUCGUCCCGUCUCAUUUCACGAUCUCCGCUGAGAGGGGAAAAAAAUCACAAGUCAACGGCGCAAACAGUGAGCUUCUCUGGUUUGCGAUAGACGGAGAUUAUUACACCCAUCCCGGCCGCCGAUGGGACGAGGGAUCGGCUAUAUCUCGGUCUGAUCUUCCCCGAGGCAGUCGGCGGCGUUUGGCAUUGACGCUUUGGAGCUCCGCUGUGCAGACAGACAGGCAGGCAGGCAGGGCGGCGGGGGGAACGCCUCGUUUGCAGGCUUGUCUGGACCGCUCGUCUCCGGUAUCAGGUUGCUGUGGGUUGGGGGUGGAGGACAGUCCUGCAGGAGGCGGGGUGAUGCAGCGCCGCUGUGCCGCAGACUAUGGAUAUAACACCAAAACACGUGCUGCGUUCAGGUACUCCAUGCAAGUCUCCGAGUUUUUCACUUUACUGUAGUAAACACUGUAAAGCUUGGCUCAGGUUGAACUUGCAUUUUAAAGCAAUGUGAAGCAAUCUGAAUGCAGGAAAAAUGCUGCUUCAAUAUGUGCGCUAUUAUAUCAGGUAUUUUUCUGAGAGAGAGGCUACAUCAUUUCUAGUUAUUUGUGAAAACAUGCCAAUAGUCCUAUAAUAAAUACACAUUUUAAAAGUAUAACAACAAUAUAUACCAGUAGAUAUUGUUGUUGCACUUUUUCCUCAUGGGUAUCCCUUUAAUUUAACGUUUGACCUCCUUAAAGUUACUAUUUCCGAUUGUUGCUGAAUGCAUCGAUAGUUACUGAACUAUUAGUGUUACUUUACUGCCUCUGUGUGGUCACAUAACUUUACACAGAGUUUAAGGCCUAAAUCACCAAACUGUAUAGCCAAAACAAUAAUUAUUCCAGCAGGUGGCAACGUUAGCCCGUACCUACGGAGGAACAGUAUGCGGGAUUGUAGUUAUAUAACCUCAAAAUAGUAUUAUGUGCAGCUCAAAUUAGGGGAAUUGCAAUCUAAUAUUCCUAACUUUCUACCUAUCAAUUUAUAUUUAACUAGCAUAUCUGGCAAGCUGAGAGUAUCCCUCAGACACAGUGUUGAAAUAAUGCUGUCAUGUUAUAUAAAAGUAUAAAUGAUGGAUGAAUUAGUUUACAGCGCUGUCCUACUAGACGCUGUUACACGGAGGAAGGGGGCGUGCCAGUUGGCGCGAGGGACCUCCGCUGACAGGACAGAGCGCAGCGAGCUUCGGAUGUCGGCUGUUGACAAGGGCAGUCAUCCUCUGGCCUCCUGGACUGCUGCUUCACCUGUACACGUGAGCGCGUAAAUGUUAACAUCAAGGGUACCGUAAUGGCAGGAUAAACCAGUGCGCCUUUACGCACGUCGAGACCGCCCGGAGCGAAGGGGACUCCGAACCUUCGCGUCGCCGCUUGGAACAGCAGCACCCCGACCGGUGGUCCCGCUCCUCUUCAGCGAACCUGGCCGUCUGAUGAAAGGUGGGGCCGCGCCAUGGCUUCUGCUCCACCCGAGGCGAGGAAGUUCACCCGGGGGCUCAACAAGCCGGGCACCGCCGCGGAGCUGAGGCAGAGCGUCUCCGAGGCUGUCAGGACGUCAGUGUUGAUGGUGAAACCGAAGAUCAUAGAGCCUCUGGACUAUGAGAAUGUGAUUCUGCAGAGGAAGACGCAGAUCAUCAGUGAUGUUCUGCGGGACAUGCUGCAGUUCCCCAUGGACGACUUCCAGAUCUCCACCCUAAGGCGCCAGGGCAGGACUCUGUUCUCCACCGUGCCAGAGACUGCGGAGAAAGAAGCUCACUCACUGUUUGUCCAAGAGUGCAUCAACACCUACAAGUCCGACUGGCAUGUGGUCAACUACAAGCAUGAGGAGUAUUCUGGAGACUUCCGCCAGCUCCCAAAUAAGGUGUCGAGACCUGAGAAACUGGCAGCUCACCUGUUUGAGGUGGAUGAAGAUGUGGAAAAAGACGAGGACACAGCUUCCCUCGGAUCUCAGAAGGGAGAAGUGUCUAAACAUGGCUGGCUGUACAAAGGAAACAUGAACAGUGCAAUCAGUGUUACUAUGCGGUCCUUCAAGAGGAGGUACUUCCAUCUGGCCCAGCUGGGAGAUGGAUCCUACAACCUCAACUUCUACAAGGACGAGAACACCUCCAAGGAACCCAAAGGAACCAUCUUCCUUGACUCAUGCAUGGGGGUUGUUCAGAACAGCAAAGUGCGUCGGUUCGCCUUUGAGCUAAAGAUGCAGGACAAGAGCACGUUCCUGCUGGCUGCAGACAGCGAAGCAGAGAUGGAGGAGUGGAUCGGCACCCUCAACAAGAUCCUCCACAGCAGCUUUGAACAGGCCAUGCAGGAGAAGAGGAACGGGGACCUGCACGACGACGAGGAGCACGGAAAAACAGACCUGUCCUCCGGAAGUUUCCAAGACAGCUUUCAGACUGCCAGAGAUAUUGAGUCCAAGAUGAGGAGUGAAGCUCGCCUGAAACUCUUCACCUUGGACCCUGACACACAGAAACUGGACUUCUCUGGCAUUGAGCCAGACGUGCGUCAGUUCGAAGAGAAGUUCGGGAAGAGAGUCCUGGUCAGCUGUCACGACCUGUCUUUCAACCUGCAGGGCUGCGUCGCAGAGAAUGAAGAGGGGCCGACCACUAAUGUGGAGCCGUUCUAUGUGGUCCUGUCCCUCUUCGACGUCCAGAACAGUAGAAAGAUCUCGGCCGACUUCCACGUGGAUCUCAACCACCCUUUAGUGCGACAAAUGACAUCAGGCUCCGGUAGCAGGCCGGAGUUGCACAUCAACGGCGACGGCGACGGUCCCCUGGCUGGACCAAGGCAGGCCAGUGGGCUCCCGGUCGGUGCCCUCCAGUACCCCAGGCAGGGGGUGUUCUCAGUCACGUGCCCGCAUCCAGAGAUCUUCCUGGUGGCCAGGAUCGAGAAGGUCCUGCAGGGGGGGAUCACCCACUGCACCGAACCCUACAUGAAGAGCUCAGACUCCGCCAAGAUGGCUCAAAAGGUGCUGAAGAAUGCCAAGACGGCCUGCAGCAGGCUGGGACAGUACAGGAUGCCAUUCGCCUGGGCUGCUAGGCCUGUGUUCAAAGACGCUUCGGGAACUUUGGACAAAAGCUCUCGCUUCUCAUCUCUUUACAGACAGGACAGCAGCAAGCUGUCAGACGAGGACAUGUUCAAACUGCUGACUGACUUCAGAAAACCAGAGAGAAUGGCCAAACUCCCUGUGCUCUUAGGGAACUUGGAUGUAACCAUUGACAGCGUGGCACCGGAUGUAACCAACUGCGUCACUUCCUCCUACAUCCCCGUGAGGACGUUUGAAGGCAACGGGCCCGGCAGCGCUCUUCUGGAGGUGGAGGAGUUUGUACCCUGCAUCGCCAAGUGCUCCCAGCCAUUCACCAUCUAUAGGAACCACCUCUACGUGUACCCAAAACACCUCAAAUAUGACGGACAGAAAUCCUUCACUAAGGCGAGGAAUAUUGCAGUUUGCAUUGAAUUCAAGGAUUGUGAUGAGGAUGAGGCCCAGCCGGUGAAGUGCAUCUACGGUCCUCCAGGAGCUCCUCUAUUCACUAAGCAGGCAUAUGCAACCGUCCUGCACCAUCAGCAGAACCCUGAGUUCUAUGAUGAGAUAAAGAUAGAGCUGCCGACUCAGCUGCAUGAGAAGCAUCACCUUCUCUUCACCUUCUAUCAUGUUAGCUGUGAGAGCAACAGCAAGAAGAAAGACCUGAUGGAGUCUCCAGUGGGUUCAGCAUGGCUGCCUCUGCUAAGGGAUGGCCGAGUCAUCGUGAAUGAACAGAUGCUGCCAGUGGCCGCCAAUCUGCCCGCCGGGUACCUUGGCACCCAGGAUGGAAUCAACAAGCACUCUGGCUCGGAGAUCAAAUGGGUCGACGGAGGAAAAACCCUGUUCAAAGUCUCAACUCAUCUCGUCUCCACCGUUUACACUCCGGAUCAGCACUUGCACAACUUCUUUCACCACUGUCAAAUCAUGGAGAUGUCAGAACAAGCUUCAGAGGGGGAGCUGGUAAAAUACCUGAAGAGUCUCCAUGCAAUGGAGGGUCAUGUCAUGGUCAACUUUUUGCCCACCAUCCUGAACCAGCUGUUCUGCGUCCUAACCAGAGCCACGCACGAGGAUGUGGCUGUCAACGUAACCAGGGUGAUGGUUCAUGUCGUAGCACAGUGCCAUGAAGAGGGGCUUGAACAUUACUUGAGAUCUUAUAUCAAGUUCGUGUUUAAGCCGGAGCCUUAUUCCUCUACCGAUGUAAAAACUGUUCACGAGGAGCUGGCUAAAGCCAUGACAGCUAUUCUCAAGCCGUCCACAGACUUCCUAACUAGCAACAAGCUGCUGAAGUAUUCGUGGUACUUCUUUGAAGCUCUGGUGAAAUCAAUGGCUCAUUAUCUCAUGGAGAGCGGGAAGGUCAAGCUCUCCAGGAACCAGCGUUUCUCGGCAUCCUUCUACCACGCAGCGGAGACUCUGGUGAAUAUGCUGAUGCCACACAUCACCCAGAAGUACAAGGACAACCUGGAUGCGGCUCGCAAUGCCAAUCACAGUCUGGCAGUUUUCAUCAAGCGCUGCUUCACCGUCAUGGACAGAGGCUUCGUGUUCAAGCAGAUCAAUAACUACAUGAACUGCUUUAUGCCUGGAGACCCCAAGACUUUGUAUGAAUUCAAGUUUGAGUUCCUGCGCGUUGUUUGCAACCAUGAGCACUAUGUCCCUCUUAAUCUACCCAUGCCCUUUGGAAAAGGCAGAAUUCAAAGGUUCCAAGAUCUGCAGCUGGACUAUUCCCUGACUGACGACUUCUGUCGAAACCACUUCCUGGUGGGGCUGCUGCUGAGGGAGGUGGGCGGUGCCCUUCAGGAGUUUCGAGAGAUCCGUCAGAUCGCCAUCCAGGUGCUCAAGGGGCUGAUGAUCAAACACACGUUUGACGACCGCUAUGCUGCGAAAAGCCAGCAGGCCAGACUCGCCACCCUCUACCUCCCUCUGUUUGGUCUGCUCCAGGAGAACGUUUACAGACUUGACAUGAAGGAGUCUGCCCCCCUCAGCAACCACAAUAAUGCCAGGGAGGACUCUCUGGUACCCAACUCCAUGGUGACCCCUCAGAAACCCGGGAGCUGCAUAGAAAAUGCUCUCCACAAAGAUGUGUUUGGAGUCAUCUCUGGAACAGCCUCCCCUCACAGCUCCACUCCCAACAUCAGCUCAGUGCAACACGCAGACUCCAGAGGCUCUCUGAUCUCCACCGACUCUGGAAACAGCCUGCUGGACAAGAGCAGUGACAAGACCAACUCCCUGGAGAAGUACCAGUGUGCGUCGGCUCUGGGCAGCGCCGUGCUGCGCUGUGACAAACUGGACCGGGACGAGAUCAAAAACGUGCUCAUGUGCUUCCUGCACAUCCUCAAGAGCAUGUCAGAGGAGGCCCUUUUCGCGUACUGGAACAAAGCAGCUCCCUCAGAACUGAUGGACUUCUUCACAUUGAUAGAAGUCUGCCUCCAUCAGUUUAGAUACAUGGGGAAGAGAUUCAUCGUCAGGAGCCAGGAGGGGGCGGGGCCUGUAGCUCCGGACAGGAAGUCUCUGACUCUGCCUGUGUCUCGUAACAGGGCGGGGAUCUUGCAUGCCCGCCUUCAGCAGCUGGGAACUCUGGAGAACGCUCACACCUUCAACAACAUGUACUCUCACACGGAGGCAGACGUGAGCAGCCAGUGCCUGCUGGAGGCCAAUGUGUCCACAGAGGUCUGUCUGACAGUGCUGGACACACUCAGCAUCUUCAUCAUGGGAUUCAAGACGCAGCUGAAUUCGGAUCUCGGUCACAACCCCCUGAUGAAGAAAGUGGUCCAGGUGCAUCUGUGCUUCCUGCAGAUCCCUCAGUCCGAGGCCGCCCUCAAACAGGUCUUCACCUCACUGAGGACCUUCAUCUACAAGUUCCCCUGCACCUUCUUUGACGGACGUGCCGACAUGUGUGCCUCUCUGUGCUAUGAAAUCCUCAAGUGCUGCAACUCCAAGCUGAGCUCCAUCCGCAGCGACGCCGCCCAUCUCCUCUACUUUCUCAUGAAAAGCAACUUCGACUACACCGGACGCAAGUCUUUUGUCCGAACACACCUGCAGGUGGUCAUUGCUGUCAGUCAGCUGAUUGCCGAUGUCAUCGGCAUCGGGGGUACCCGUUUCCAGCAGUCGCUCUCCAUCAUUAACAACUGUGCCAACAGUGACAAGAGCAUCAAGCACACAGCAUUUCCGUCAGAUGUGAAGGACCUGACGAAGCGCAUCAGGACGGUGCUGAUGGCCACGGAACAGAUGAAGGAGCACGAGGACGACCCGGAGAUGCUGGUGGACCUCCAGUACAGCUUGGCCAAGUCCUACACCAGCACGCCCGAGCUCCGCAAGACCUGGCUGGACAGCAUGGCCCGCAUCCACAACAAGAACGGAGAUCUCUCUGAGGCAGCCAUGUGUUACGUGCAUGUUGCAGCCCUGGUAGCUGAGUACCUGUGGAGGAAAGGUAUGUUCAGGCAGGGCUGCUCGUCUUUCCGCGUCACCACCCCGAACAUCGACGAGGAGGCAGCCAUGAUGGAGGACGUCGGGAUGCAGGAUGUCCACUUCAACGAGGAGGUGCUGAUGGAGCUGUUGGAGGAGUGCGCUGAUGGCUUCUGGAAGGCGGAGCGCUAUGAGCUCAUCGCUGAUGUCUACAGGCUCAUCAUCCCCAUCUACGAGCAGCGCAGGGACUUUGAGAAACUGACUCACCUGUAUGAUACCCUCCACCGUGCCUACACUAAAGUGAUGGAGGUGAUGCACACUGGCAAGAGACUGCUGGGCACAUACUUCAGAGUGGCCUUCUUUGGACAGGCUGCGGGCUUCUUUGAGGAUGAAGAUGGAAAGGAAUACAUCUACAAGGAGCCAAAGUUCACCCCGCUGUCUGAGAUUUCCCAGAGGCUCCUGAAGCUCUACUCCGACAAGUUUGGUCAGGAGAACGUGAAGAUCAUUCAGGACUCUGGCAAGGUGAACCCGAAGGACCUGGACUCCAAGUACGCCUACAUCCAGGUGACCCACGUCACGCCCCACCUGGACGACAAGGAGCUGGAGGACAGGAAGACCGACUUCGAGAAGAGCCACAACAUCCGGCGCUUCGUGUUCGAGACGCCGUUCACCGUGUCGGGCAAGAAGCAGGGAGGGGUGGAAGAGCAGUGCAAGCGGCGGACCGUCCUCACCACCACCCACUGCUUCCCUUACGUGAAGAAGCGCAUAGCAGUCAUGUACCAACACCAGACCGACCUGGGCCCCAUUGAGGUGGCCAUCGACGAGAUGAGCGCCAAGGUGGCCGAGCUGCGUCUGCUGUGCUCGGCCUCCGAGGUGGACAUGAUCCGCCUGCAGCUCAAACUGCAAGGCAGCAUCAGCGUUCAGGUCAAUGCCGGUCCACUUGCUUACGCCAGAGCCUUCUUCGACGACAGUAGUGCCAAGAAAUAUCCCGACAACAAGGUCAAACAGCUCAAAGAGGUGUUCAGGCAGUUCGUGGACGCCUGCGGUCAGGCGCUGGGAGUGAACGAGCGGCUGAUCAAAGAGGACCAGCAGGAGUACCAGGACGAGAUGAAGGCCAACUACAGGGACCUGGCCAGGGAGCUGUCGAACAUCAUGCACGAACAGAUAAACCCGGUGGAAGACGGCACGAGGAGCGCUCUGUCCGACUCCACGGGCAUCUUCAACGCCAUCAGCGGCACGCCAACCAGUGCCAACCCACACGGCUCGACCACCAUACUCUGAUCCAGAUGUUUCACACCAGACUCUUGCCUUCUACGCCACUAAUGACUGAUUAAACUAGCUGUCACUCAAGAGGAGGGACACUCUACAAUCUGAAGCCGUCAUCCAUCGGCGUUUCUUUCCAUCCUGCUAUAUGUCAUGAGGCUCACUCCCUGUUAUCAGUUGGCCCAUUGCUCUUGUUUCCUAUGGAGACUAAUUCUAGUUCUCGACUUAUUGACAGUUUUGGGUCAUUUUGUAUAGUUUGUUCUAUCCUACGUGAGACGGGGUAAAGCAGAGCAAGCGUGUGACUGACAACAUGAUGCUAUGUUAAACAUCCCGGUGUCUUAAGCUCCACCCCAGGAUGUUAGAACAAACAUGACUGCAUUUGACCCAAGUCUACGAUUGUCUCUUUUUUUUGUACAGUGUUUUGUAGGAGAGAGCGUUUUUAAAGCCACUGCUGUAACCGUACAUACAUUCUUCAGCUGGUGCACAGUAUUUUUACAUUUCCCUUUUUCUAUUCUUUUCAUUGUGACCCCUGUUACGCAGACGCAUCAGAGUUUAUCUUUUAUUCUUACCUUUGAAAGAAUCAUUCGCUCUAUUUUAGGCCAAUGGACAUGUAUAGAAACUGUCUGAAGCCAAGUGAACCACAACGUUUUAACCUUUUUCUGUCCUGUAAAAAAAGUUUGUGCAAUAUUUUGUAUUGUUACCGUGGCUACCUGCUGCACAGAAAACCACUCUUGCCAAAGACAUUAGAAAAAAGACUCUUCAAGGCCGGACGAGGGUGUGACUAUUUGUAAACUCCCCCCUUUGUUUCUUUGUCCGUCAUGUGGAUGCCUUUUAUUAUCUGCGGUAUGGUUUAAAAACAUUUUUACUUAGUGACUGCUCAUGUACAUAUGUUUAAGUCUUUAAAUAUAUAUAAAAAACUGUAAUAAUG
Messenger RNA from Anarrhichthys ocellatus (wolf-eel), 9002 nucleotides. RefSeq names its product dedicator of cytokinesis 9b (gene dock9b). The transcript has 53 exons. Gene Ontology annotation, biological process: small GTPase-mediated signal transduction; positive regulation of GTPase activity. The record is from RefSeq and is a predicted model, not a curated record. NCBI's taxonomy places the organism in Eukaryota, Metazoa, Chordata, Actinopteri, Perciformes, Anarhichadidae. Bases 1850 to 8092 code for a protein of 2080 amino acids. Gene Ontology annotation, molecular function: guanyl-nucleotide exchange factor activity.